Messenger RNA from Poecilia latipinna (sailfin molly), 312 nucleotides. Its product is annotated as serine/threonine-protein phosphatase CPPED1-like. The transcript has a single exon. The record is from RefSeq and is a predicted model, not a curated record. NCBI's taxonomy places the organism in Eukaryota, Metazoa, Chordata, Actinopteri, Cyprinodontiformes, Poeciliidae. Bases 16 to 297 code for a protein of 93 amino acids.
CUGGGUUCUGACUGGAUGUUGUGGGUCGGAACCGCUCUGACCCGGUGUGUUGGUGCGUCCCCAGAGGCGGAGCGGCAGUGGACCGGGCCGUUCUGCUUCGUCCAGGCUGCGGACCCCCAGCUGGGCCUGAUGAAGUCGUGGCGGAUCGGCGACAAGGUGGGCGGCGGCGAUGAGUGGGAGGAGGAAGUGGUGCUCACCAAGCAGGCGGUGGCGGGGGUCAACCAGCUGCGGCCCCGGCCCCGCUUCAUGGUGCUGUGUGGGGACCUGGUCAACGCCAUGCCGGGUAGGAGGCUUUAACUAGGCCACUUCAGC